AUGGUUUCCUUUGAUCACACGAACUUAACAAAAUCAAGUUGGGCCGAUGAAGUCGGCGAAGAAUUUGAUCUGCCAUUUGAAACCUUUACCGAUGAAAAUGGAAUCAAAACGAUACUUGAAUACAAAACAAACGACGACGGAAAAAAAGUGAAAGUUACUAGAAAGAUCAAGAAAACCUUGAUUAAAGAAUGUGUUAAUAAAGCUGUUGCCGAGAGAAAGAAAUUGGCCAAAUUUGGCGACGAACGAGGAAAGAAAGUUGGUCCCGAUCUCAGUACAACAAGCAUUGGAGAGCAAAUAUCCUUACAAUUAUCAUCCACUGGCAAACAUUCAGAAUCAGUCGAAGAAAACGAUAUAAAUAAGAAAAAGGCGGCGUUAGUAGGGAAGAAAAUUCUUUGCCGUAUUUGUAAAAAUGACCAUUUCACAAUUCAAUGUCCUUAUAAGGAUACCCUUCAACCUUUGGAUGAACUGGGCAAAGAACUAGAAGCCAGUAAGGAAACUGCACCAGUUAGUGAGCCAAUAACAGCCGAAGCUUCCACAGGAGGAAAGUAUAUUCCUCCCAGUAUGCGUGCUGGAGCCAAGCCGACAACUGGUGAUUCAUAUAAGGAACGACGAGACGAUGCUACUAUUCGUGUUACAAACUUAUCGGAAGACACUACUGAGAACGACAUACAUGAUCUCUUCCGCCGCUUCGGUAAUAUUUCUCGUGUUUAUCUCGCACGUGAUCGAGAAACGAAUGCUUGUAAAGGAUUUGCAUUUGUUAGCUUUGGACAUCGCGAGGAUGCAUCUAAAGCAUUACUAGCCAUUAAUGGAUACGGUUACGAUAACUUGAUUUUAAGAGUGGAAUGGGCCAAGUAA
Funneliformis geosporum is the source of this 855-nucleotide messenger RNA. The record is from the annotation of a GenBank genome assembly. NCBI's taxonomy places the organism in Eukaryota, Fungi, Glomeromycota, Glomeromycetes, Glomerales, Glomeraceae.